Messenger RNA from Puccinia graminis f. sp. tritici CRL 75-36-700-3, 1366 nucleotides. RefSeq lists its product as uncharacterized. The record is from RefSeq and is a predicted model, not a curated record. NCBI's taxonomy places the organism in Eukaryota, Fungi, Basidiomycota, Pucciniomycetes, Pucciniales, Pucciniaceae. The transcript has 8 exons. The coding region runs from base 75 to 1142 and encodes 355 amino acids.
GCGACGAGUUUCGCAUCUGACAGUCUUUGCACUCAUCGAGUUAUUCGUUUUGAGAAGACUACCAAGUAAGGCUCAUGGAAACUUUCAAUCUUGGCCCACAGGCCACCAGCGUCCAGGUAAUAGCAAGUGUUAAUGCUGCUUGCUAUUUUGUUCCUAUGAUGCAGUUUAUCAGUGGAAUAGUUUUUCUUCAGUAUGGCAAAUUCUUCUCUCGACAAGCCGCCCGCAAGUCGCAAUUGUCACUUCGCUUGGGAACUGUUGCAAUAAUACUUCAUUUGGGACAAGUCGUUGUAGAUCUAUGGUGCCUUUUUCACUCUUUUCAGUAUUACACAAGCGGGAGGCCAUAUACGUAUUUUCUCUAUGAGGCUUUGCAAAUCGGCUUUGCAGUAGGAAUAAUAUUCGUUGUACAGUAUCACUUCCUUCGUCUCGCAUACGCCACGGCUGCCUUUUCCAAGAGGUGGACCAUUCCACUUCGCCUGUUUUGCAUCGGAGCCUGCGUAGGAGGUUUGGGAACAUCUAUUGGGUAUAUCAGACAUUUCCUCCACAGCGGUUUCAGCUCCGCAACACCGCUUGUCAUUCGUGGACAAUUGCUGUUUUUUAACGUAGUUUGGUUGGGAUGCAAUGGGUUUAUGGAUGGUGCUAUCACAUUUGCGAUGGUAAAGGCGUUGUAUCAUGGCCGAGCCUCUAUCAAGCAGAAGUCCCUAAGGACCACACUAACUAGAUUAAUGAAUAUUAUCAUCAACACAUUCUCUUUAACUUAUCUCGCGGCCAUGCUUUCUCUCAUAGCAACAAUAUUGCCACACAUGAUACCCAAUUUUUCCUUCAAAGCUGAAAUGAUUUGCCAGACCGCUGGGUUCAUACUGAACGGUUUACUUCCCAGAAUCUAUCUGAUUUCAUUUUUUUGCAGCUUUCAGGAAGCCUCGUUUUUCGCAACGCAGCAAUACGACUCUUGUGUGGCUUCGAUGGGAAAUAUAAGCAGCAGUAGAAGCUUCCAGGCGGAUUCCUUUGGCCCCACAUUCGCUCGACCCUCCGGUGAUAAACGUGCUUCGAGGCGACCACAAACGAGAGCGCGCGUGCAAGUUACCCACCAGGUCCAAGUAGCAGUGGAAGAAAAUAUUGAAGAAAAAGCUAUCUUGAUCUCAUAAUUCUUAAGAUUUUGGAAACGAGAUGAAAAGGAAUUUAUCGUUGUAGCUUCUUUCGGACACGAGUUACGCAAGUCUCACAAUACGGCCGGAAGACGGGGAUGGCAAAAAAAAGAAGUAUUAAUAUUGGCUAUUCAGCAAAAAGGGGCUACACGGAGCAUUCGCAAACAUUUUCACUUUAGUGCUAAGCUGCAAUUGCCUUGAGUGACAACGUCGUUAGAUUUUCU